AUGAACUUCGAGAGAGGACGUCGGGACCUGGAGGAGCCAUUUCAAGAGGACGACAAAUCUUCGCCAGAUUUCUCCAAUCUCCAGCAUCAAGUUCGAGAGAGGACGUCGGGACCUGGAGGAGGAGCUAUUUCAAGAGGACGACAAAUCUUCGCCGGACUUCUCCUAUCUUCAGCAAUAAGACCCCAAGACCUUAUUGACCCCCAUCCGGACCAGGAAACAAGAGAGGCAUGGAGAGAGACAGAGGGAGAGGAGGUUCUGGCGGCAGACGUGGUGCAUCCAAUUAGGGGUGAGGACUCUAGUACUCACCAGUGCGUUGACCGUAAUGCGACACGGUGA
This is a messenger RNA of Darwinula stevensoni, 336 nucleotides long. The record is from the annotation of a GenBank genome assembly. Lineage: Eukaryota; Metazoa; Arthropoda; Ostracoda; Podocopida; Darwinulidae.